Triplophysa rosa is the source of this 2859-nucleotide messenger RNA. RefSeq names its product glutamate receptor, ionotropic, N-methyl D-aspartate-associated protein 1a (glutamate binding) (gene grinaa). The transcript is spliced from 7 exons. The record is from RefSeq and is a predicted model, not a curated record. Lineage: Eukaryota; Metazoa; Chordata; Actinopteri; Cypriniformes; Nemacheilidae. Bases 170 to 1258 code for a protein of 362 amino acids. Gene Ontology annotation, biological process: negative regulation of apoptotic signaling pathway. Gene Ontology annotation, cellular component: endoplasmic reticulum; Golgi apparatus; membrane.
CGGAGUUAACAGAUUCAGAGCAGACGAGCAUUAUCACGAGCAACGGGACCGCAAGCGUCGUCACCUAAAACCAGCAAACACUGCAUUUUCUCUCGUUAUUUAAUACACAAACGUCGUGGUUUGCUGUUCGCCACAUAACCUUGAGGGUUUUACAGUAAGGGAAGGAGACAUGUCUCAGGAAAAGCCCAGCUACCCUAUAAUGGGGGAAAACAACCCUCUUCACAACAAUGUCUACGGACCGCCCAAAACUGAUGUGUUUGGCAUGCCCCCACCCAACUACAGCCAGGGUCCAGCAGCACCUCCAUACGUGGCACCUGACCCCUAUAACCAGACUGGUUACGGACAGCCUGCUUUUGGGCAACCCGCAGCCCAGCCUGGGUUUGGCCCUGGACCCUACCCGCAGAUGCCGUAUCCACAGAUGCCCUACCCACAGGGGACCUAUCCUCAGGGGCCAUACCCACAGAGUCCUUACCAGCACGGGCCUGACCAACCUGGCAUUAGUGCAGAUCCCAAUGCAUCUAUUGGGAGUCCUGGUUAUCACACUGGAGAUGGUCCCCCCUCUUAUUAUGGCAACGACGAGUUUUCUAACUCAAACUGGGAAGAUAAGAGUAUCAGACAGGCCUUUAUUAGAAAGGUGUUUUUGGUGCUGACUGUUCAGCUGUUGGUCACCUUCUCUUUUGUUGCCAUUUUCACCUUUUCGACCGACGUCAAAGUGUUUGUACGUAGGAAUCAGUGGACGUACUAUGUGUCGUACGCAAUCUUCUUCGUGGCACUCAUCGUGCUCAGCUGCUGCGGAGAGUUUCGUCGCAAACACCCAUGGAAUCUAGUGGCACUGUCCAUCCUGACCCUGAGUCUGUCCUACAUGGUGGGCAUGGUCGCCAGCUAUUAUGACACAGAUGCAGUCAUCAUGGCAGUGGGCAUCACCGUUGUGGUCUGCUUUACAGUUGUGCUGUUCUCCCUGCAGAGCAAAUAUGACUUCACUUCCUGCUGGGGUGUGCUUUUCGUCUGUCUGAUUGUCCUGCUCGUCGCCUCCAUCCUCUGCAUCUUCAUUCAAAACAAAAUUCUCCACAUUGUGUACGCUUCCCUCGGUGCCCUGCUCUUCACCUGCUUCCUGGCUGUGGAUACCCAGCUUCUUUUGGGCAACAAGAAGCUGUCUCUUAGCCCAGAGGAGUACGUCUUUGGAGCUCUCAACCUCUACACCGACAUCAUCAACAUCUUCCUUUACAUCCUGGCCAUUGUGGGUCGCACCAGGGAAUGAGUGCGCCCCCGCCCUGUGGGAAGAGGGAAGUGCAGUCUAUCUUACACAGAAUGGUGUAUCACCUUAGCUCUCAUUACCUUUCCUCAUAUCUUUCGAGUCCUAAUUAAUUUUUUAUCACAUUCCCAAUAUUUAACAUAAUAUGUAGAGGCAGGUUAUAAACGGGCUUAAUGUCCUUUUCUGGGCUUAGCGGCAGUCAAAAUAACCAAAAAAAUACAUUUUUAGAAGUUUAUUAAACCCAUACGAAGAGUUUCAUGAAACACUCAUUUUUACCUUGUUCUGCUGCAUAGCAUGUUCUGUCUUUCCUGUUAAAACCGCUUGUGUGGUUCUAGAGAUGUUUAUCGUGAUAUGACAGCUGCAUUGCAGAAAUCUCACCUGACCUCUCUUAGCUUUGCAUCAAUGACAUCAAUGGGCUGAGCAUCGGGGUAGAAUUAUAUUUAGAGCCAUGAUACUGAUCCUAAUGUGCUCCACUAGUUAAUAACAUUUCUCUGCAUGGUAGUCUAACGCAGCAAAGAAUGUCGGACAGACAAAAACAGAUACUUCUCCAAACAUUUGCUGAUAUAGCUGUACAUAGUCAAUUAAUAGUUCACACCCCUCCAGAUCUAGGCAUGAAUAUGUGAAUGUCUCACAAAGUGUGUGUUUUCUAACCAUACUGCUUUGCGACAUAAUAACACAUAUACACUCCAAAAUAACAAAAGGUUGUUCAGGUGACUGGAUCAUCUACAGUAAUACUGUAAGCACUGACAAGUAUAAAAAAGUAUGUAAAUAGUUUUUUUUUUAGCAGUGUGCAGUUGUCAGGUCUUCAGGUCAGUAUUAAGAAUCAAUCACUACAUACUGUAACAUACUUGAUCUCUAAUUGCUUAUUACUUAACAGUUUUUUUUUCUUUUUGUUAAAUAGAUUGUGUGUGGUUGUUUGAGGAAAAGCAAUGUUUUCCUGCCUUUUAGCUGGUUUAACUGGUUGCAGGUUACUUUGCAAACAUUCCAUAUGCUGGAAAAUGUUUGCAGGAAAAACAUUUGCAGGAAAACUCCUACAAUGUAUGUCGUUGUGCAUAUUUGAAAUGUAUUUAUUUAACUGACAAGGAAGACUUGCAAAUGAUACAUGGUUUAUUGUUUUGAUAAAUUGAAUUUAGAAAUUGGAAGGAUUUAAAUCUUUGUUUAAACCAUUAAUGACCACUUUAAAAUGACAUGCAUUACUUAAAUGUAAUUACUUAAUGAUUACAAAAGUGUGUAAUAUUGGGAUAUAUUAAAGUUAGACUGAAGAAAAGUCACUCCAGAUUUUAACCUAAGAAUGUGAAUUGACAAUGAGUCACGUCUAAUUAACUUGUAUAUUUAUUAAUAAUCUGUUGACUUGUGUUUUUUCCACAUCACAUCGAUGUAACCAGCUGCAAUCUUCUGCCUUGCAUGUGGAACUGUUGCACAUUGAACUAGCUAUGACAGACAUGGUUGAAGACAAUAUUGACUUGUGUGGCAUAACUUUUUUUAUUAUUAAAUCUUUGUGUUUAUAACUAACUUUAGCAUAAGUAAAGCUAUAGUAGAUUGAGGUGUGUGUGGGCUUUGUAGAUCUGUUUGCUCUGUAAAUUUGCAUUAAACUGAAGUAAACUAGA